ACUGUACAGACAUGAACCGAGCUCAGCGAGCAAUAACCAAAUCAAUGAUUUGUAUUCUUCGCGAUUAACACUUGAUUUUUCUUUAUCGCUCAAAGGUGCAACACUUUUCCGUCCCAACCGUCCCGUCUCCGUUCGUUCAGAAAUCGUUCAAUCGUUUGCGCUGGAUCUGUCGUGCCAGAAGAUGUGUGUGGAAAGCGAUGGAUGUGAAAUCGAGGGGUGCAGCAGUUCGGAUGAGGUGCACACGCUGUCUGGAAGCAUGAGUCCGGCUCUUAAAUCCAGUCCAGACCUGCAUCCCUGCAAACCUGGGCAGAAAUUCCGUGCCGCAUUACUCCGAUGCCGGUCUCCGCUCGUUGCCGCCGGGAUUCUGAGUUUUGGAAAUGUGCUCAAUUACAUGGACAGAUACACCGUAGCAGGUGUCCUCCUUGACAUACAGAAACACUUCAACGUUGGUGACAGCGGAGCAGGCUUGUUGCAAACAGUUUUCAUCUGCAGUUUCAUGAUAGCCGCACCCAUUUUUGGUUACCUGGGGGACCGAUUCAACAGAAAGAUCAUUCUGAGCAGUGGAAUCUUCUUCUGGUCCAUUGUGACGCUGCUAAGCUCCUUUAUUACCAAAGAUUAUUAUUGGUUGUUAGUGCUGUCCAGAUGCUUGGUGGGUAUUGGAGAAUCAAGCUACUCUUCCAUCUCUCCAACCAUCAUUGGAGACCUGUUCACAAACAACAAAAGGACUGUGAUGCUCUCUGUCUUCUACUUGGCCAUCCCACUUGGAAGCGGUCUGGGCUACAUCCUGGGAUCCAUUGCUAAAGACGCUGGAGGGCACUGGUACUGGGCUCUGAGGGUUUCUCCGAUGUUUGGGUUGACUGCUGGGAUCCUCAUUCUCAUCUUUGUCCCUGAGCCAAAGAGAGGGAGUGCUGACCAUAUCGCUGAAUGUAUAAAGACACGCACUUCCUGGCUCUGUGACAUGAAAACUCUUGCCAAAAACCGCAGUUAUGUAUUUUCAUCUCUGGCAUCGGCGGCCGUGUCAUUUGCCACGGGGGCGUUUGGGAUCUGGAUCCCGCAGUACCUGGUCAGAGCUCAGGUGGUGCAGAAGACAGCAGUGAGCUGCACCUAUCAACCAUGCAGCAGCAAAGACAGUUUGAUAUUCGGAGCCAUCACCUGUGUGACGGGGCUGUUGGGAGUGGUGAUCGGUGCCGUGACCACACGGCUCUGCAGACAGAAGACGGAGCGUGCCGACCCACUGGUGUGUGCGGUCAGCAUGCUGGGCUCUGCUAUCUUCAUCUGCCUCAUCUUUGUUGUGGCCAAGAAGAGCAUUGUGGGAGCAUAUAUCUGCAUUUUCAUCGGAGAGACGCUGCUCUUUUUGAACUGGGCCAUUACGGCGGACAUUUUAAUGUAUGUUGUCAUACCGACCAGAAGAGCCACUGCUGUUGCCUUCCAGGGCUUCACCUCGCAUUUACUAGGGGAUGCUGGGAGCCCGUACCUCAUUGGCUUGAUAUCAGACGCGCUGCAGGAGAGCUACACUACAUCAGCGUUAUGGCAGUUCCUGAGCUUGGGCUAUGCCCUCAUGCUCUGCCCCUUUGUCAUCGUUUUGGGGGGGAUAUUCUUCCUGGCCACCGCCCUUUUCUUCCUCGACGAUCGUGACAAAGCGGAGAAACAAGUAAACCAGCUUUCCCGGCCGCCGUCCACAGUUAAGGUUACCAAAUGAGAUGGGGCUGCUGCAAUGGAGGGGGUGGGGGGGGGGACAAAACAGAAGGAAUAAAACUAGCAACUAACUCACUAUACGCACACUCUCGGAUCACCGCUAUCAUAUCAUCUCUGCUUUUUCGUUUCAUCCUGUGAAGGCCGUUCUGAAUUCGAGUCGCACCUUGCUUGCCCUAGGAAACCUUCAACUGGCAAGAGGUCAGCCAAUCAGCAGCUGGUGUGCAGCUAUUAAUGAUGUAUAUAAAGAGCCACGUGGGCUCCAAUGGGUGUUUGGAAGAGGGUGCACUAGAGCGCUCCGUGCCAUACUACUGAACACAGCACGGACACACGCUCCCGUCCGGUCACGCUGCCUGUCGAUCUGCACCAAGUGCCAUAGCAUCACAUUCCUAAUGGGGACCAGUACCAAUGAUGCUCACAGCCAAUAAGGGGCUCGCCAAUACGCCAAAAUCCUAUAAAUACAGAACUGAAGGAAUCACUCACAUCACAUCAAAUACCCAACAAAAACAAACUACACGGUGAGCCCUGCCUUAAGAAAUCUGGCAGAGGCACAGGUCUGGUCCCUGGUCACUUUUCUUUCAUAAAGAUCCUUUUCUUUGCUUAUUAUUAAAUGUAUUUUUCCAUUCUUUUUCUUAGCACUUACCAUUUUAAUGCAGUGCCAGUGAAAUCAUGCAGUCAUGCAUGACACCUGAGACCAUUGAAAUCGAUCAUUAUCUUUUCUCUUCUUGCUCUCUGACUGGGUGUUUUUACAAAUGAAACUGGAGGGACUUCAUAAACUAUAGCUGAAAGGGACACUGGAUUGUAAAUAUUAUCUUUUUAUAAUGAAGAAACAACAUGUAAAUGUUUUCAUACUGAACUUUACUGAACAGUCUGCCAGGAUGAAUCCCGUAGUAUGUCCAAGAGGACAGCAGAAAUACUAAAAAACGUUAACAAGUGAACAAAGCCAAGGUUAUCGUCACUUGUUUUGUGUUUUCCAGCGAGGAACUCCUUCCGCAGUGCCGGGUUACCCACCCAGACAGGCAAACCUUCAUUUUAACUGCGGAUAAGAUUCACAGGCUCAGUCUAUAAGAAUGAAAGUCUUUGUAUGUUGGCUUACCUUGCUCAUUUGGUUUUACAUAUCCCUUUACUGGAAAAGAAGAGACAGAAAGGAUGAUAUGUAUCGCAGCCAAGUUAAUUACCUACACUGCAAUCCAUCCGUUUUCAAAAAGGGAAUUUUAAGCUAAGUCUGGAUUGUUUUGUGUGUGCAUUCUGUGAAUUUUGUGGAGGUUUUUUUAUGAGCAGAAAACAGAUAUUUGAAUAUGUUGCAUACACUAAGAAAAGCACUUUGCCUUUCACUGAAUAGUCAUGGAUGUGAAGAGAAAGUUGGAGGGUAAAACUGCAGAAAAUAUCCUUUUUCACUCUUAUUGGCCUGUGUGGUUUCGCUUCAGAUUAUAGUUUGUAAUAUAUGCAAUUUAAAAGAAGAUUUCAUUAACAAACGUGAAAGCUUUGACAGUGGCAAUAAUUUGUAUCUUCAUGUUUAGCAAGAUUUUCUCAGAGCACACACACUUACCACUGUCACUUUUUUGCAACCUGGCAUUACCAAAUCUGUCUGCGUCUGAAGCCGUUCAAAUGUAAAUCUGGUCUCAAAGAGAAGGCUUUUUCUCCAUCUUGAAAAUAGCACCUUGCCUAUAGAUUGAUGUGGAAAAAAGCCGAUCUGUGUUUUGAAGGUCUGACUUAACGUAUCAUGUGAAAUUACUGUCCCUAUUUGCCAGUCAUAUCCUUUUAGCAUUUUAUCAUGCCAGGUGAAAAGCCUUUGAAUGUGAUUCUGUCCAAUCCAAUGUGUUUGCCAAUUUAUCCUAAUGAAGCUUUUGUAUUAUUAUUAUUCUUUUACAGAUGUCGUUUUCUUUCUUUUUACA
Messenger RNA from Sinocyclocheilus grahami, 3587 nucleotides. It is a transcript of the gene spns2, whose product is annotated as SPNS lysolipid transporter 2, sphingosine-1-phosphate. NCBI's taxonomy places the organism in Eukaryota, Metazoa, Chordata, Actinopteri, Cypriniformes, Cyprinidae. Gene Ontology annotation, biological process: lipid transport; transmembrane transport; sphingosine-1-phosphate receptor signaling pathway. Gene Ontology annotation, cellular component: membrane. The coding region runs from base 182 to 1699 and encodes 505 amino acids. The record is from RefSeq and is a predicted model, not a curated record. Gene Ontology annotation, molecular function: sphingolipid intramembrane carrier activity; transmembrane transporter activity. The transcript is spliced from 13 exons.